AUGUCGUCCGGCUCAGAUUCUCAGAACCAAAGCUACAGCCUAGGCAAUGAUUUGUCGGUAAGUUACUUCUUCUCUUCUUCAUUUUCUAGUUCACCACCACCUAGCCCUAGGAAAUCAACCUCCAUCCCAACCCAAUCAAAAGCCUCUUACGGCGGCGCUACCUCUGCUCAGCGUCUGGCCGCCCCUACACCUCCUUCCACCUCCAUGAAAGCUUUGGCCAAGAGCUCCAAGAAACCUGUAAACCCUCCGGCCAAAACUUCUCUGCCUAGGGCUAAAACCCCACAAAAACCCAAGUCUGCCCCUAAACCAAGGGUAAAGACACCAGCCAAGACCAGGACGCGUCCGUCAUUUAUGGCCGUGUCCAAACCUUAUACCAAGCCUGCCCUACUACCAUUUAUCCCGAACAUAACCUUGGUGGGUGCAACACAUGAACCCCUUCCUACCUAUGCCCAUACCGCACCAUCUCCAACAGUGCGUCCACCUCCCCCUCUAUCCCUUGAACCCUUAGCCACAAUUUACUCGGUGGAAUCAGACACGUCUAACCAGCCAUCACCUUCACCCAUCCUAAUAUCCUCUCCGGGGAAGCCUCACACCCCUGUGGGCACCCCGCCAUUCACUCCACCUAUCCCAGCCUCUGACAGUCCUACGUCAGAGCAUAACCUUGAAGACUUGGCAGAGUUAGCAACACGUGAUGAAGAGGAAGUAUUUGGAGCUAUUCUAGCAACGCUUAACCAAGAGCAAGAAGCAACUCAAGUGAUACGUUCCGAUCCACCAAACGCAUCAUUCGAGUUGGAUGAACCAGAAAGAUAUGCAGCAAUGCUAGAAUAA
Messenger RNA from Benincasa hispida (wax gourd), 828 nucleotides. The record is from RefSeq and is a predicted model, not a curated record. NCBI's taxonomy places the organism in Eukaryota, Viridiplantae, Streptophyta, Magnoliopsida, Cucurbitales, Cucurbitaceae.